Phalacrocorax carbo (great cormorant) is the source of this 4270-nucleotide messenger RNA. The record is from RefSeq and is a predicted model, not a curated record. NCBI's taxonomy places the organism in Eukaryota, Metazoa, Chordata, Aves, Suliformes, Phalacrocoracidae.
UAAAAGUAAUUGGCUGUUUGGGGAUUAAGGGAGGUGACUCAAAAUCCUUGUCCUUCAUAAAUCAAGGAGCCUCUCAAAUAUCUUCACACCCUUGCAAGAAAGAUUUGUGAUGCCACACUAAUGUUCCUAGGACAUGUUGAAUGAAGGAUCCCAACUUUGCCCUCUGCUUUUCACCAGUUUUGCUAAGACUUUCAUUCACUGGAGGAAAUUAAGCUGUACUCAUGCUGUUACACUCUUGUUUUUCCUUUCAGCUGCAGUUGAAUUCACCAUGGCAUCAGAGAAGACCACAAAAAAAGAUCAGCUAAAAGCUGAGGAACAGCAGCAAGCGGUAGGUGCCAGGACAGCUAGCACUCUAACAUGCAACAGUUCAACUACCUGCUGCCAGAGCGCUGUUAAUCGGGUAACCAGCCUGCCCUUGCUCAACUCUGCAUUCAACCUGGUCUCAUCUGCCUACAACUAUACCAAGGAGAUGCACCCUUGCCUCAGUGGUGUCUGCAAUGUGGCUGAGACUGUAGCUGCUGUCGCAGUGGGCAGUGUGGUUGGUGGGGCACAACCCAUCCUGAACCAACUUGAGCCACAAAUUGCCCUUGUAAAUGAAUAUGCCUGUAAAGGACUGGAUCAACUGGAGGAGACCUUACCUUAUUUGCUGGCUGUUGAAGAAAAGGCAAAGUAAAGGCUUUUCCUGGGGAACCCAGGACUUGAUCUCUUGCUUGAUGGAACUGUUAUGGGUACAGAAGACUAUGGAGAAAUGAACUUCAGCAGCACUGCCUUGUCAGGUCAGUCUCUGGUAUGGGCUAGAGGAGGCACGGCUAGCUGAUGUAAGCUGGAGAGAUGCCUUCAGCAGGUGGAAGUGAACCAUGUAAAUAUAGGUGUACUGACUUCCCCAGCUCUUCCACAAGACUGCAAGCACAAUUUAGCCAUAUGAGAAAGCUUCUUCAGGGAGGGAAAACCUAUUUCAGAAAAAAAAACGUAUCUUUCUCUACCUCUCCCUGUUGUAGGUCAUCUCAGACACCAAGCAGCUGGCUUCCACCAAAGUGACAUCUGCUAUGGAUGCUGCCUGUGAGGCAAAAGAAGCAAUGGCUGAUAAAGUGACUGAAGCUGUGGACCUCACUAAAAAUGUUGUUGGGGACAGUGUCAAGCUGACUAGGUCAAUGGUCACUUCUGCUGUCAACAGUGCUGUGGAGGCUUCUCACGGUGCCAAGGACCUUGUGACUAACAAGGUGACAGAGGCAGUGGACCUCAGUAAAUACAUGGUGGAGGACAGCAUUGGACUGACCAAGUCUGCAGUUGCUUCUACUAUUACUGCUGCUGUAGGGGCUGCCCAGGGUGCAAAGGAUCUUGUGACCAACACAGUGACUGAAGCGAUGGACCUAACCAAAGUGGCUGUUCAGGAUGGUGUUGAGGAGACCAAAUCGAUGGUCACUUCUACAGUCAAUAUGGCUCUGGACGCUGCAUAUGGCACCAUAGCUAGCAAAAUAAAUGCAGCCUUGGAGCAGAGCAGAGAGGCUAUCCAGGAGGGUGUGGAGAUGACUAAUUCAGUGGUGACCAACAGCAUAAGCAAAGCCAAGGCAGUGAGCCAAGCUGUGGAAGGUGGUGUGGAAUCUGUCCUGGGUAUAUCAGAAGAUCUGGUGGACCACUACCUCCUGAUAACAGAGGAGGAACUAGAUGAGAAAAAGCUUAGCUGGCAGUUGUAAAUGCAAAUCCUUUCCCACAUGACUAGAGAGCACCUGACACUGCAAGAGUCAUCUUUGGAAGUAGACAGGUAGCUCUGAAUUUGGCAGCCAGCCAACCUGGUGACAACACUGACUUGCCAUGUGGUAUGGGACAGAAUCCAAGAAUAUACUAGCUGGUCCUUGCCCAUCAGCCUCAAGGCAAAUAAACACAUGGGUGCAUGCUUCAACCUAACUGUCAAGUCUGCUUGUCUGAAGAGAACACACUGAGCAGGGACUAGCCUAAGUUUGAUAUCUGAGCAACUACAAACCUCUGCUGUUUACACACCAAGCUUCAGCUUUUGUGUUUUUCAAUGAGUAAUCACACCUCUUCCCCCCACUUACAGCUGGGGGAGUGGAGCACAGCUGCAUCUCUUCUUGUUUCCUCCAGGUAAACUGGCUACUGCUGUGGAGGGAUUUGGAAUGGCUUCUGUGGAGGAGCAGAAACAGCAAACAGUUACUUUGUGCAUCUGGGUUCCCUCUCUAACAAAGUCCACCACCGAGCCUACCAGCACUCCCUGAACAAACUGCAGCACAUUAAGCAAAGCACCCAGGAUACUCUCGCAUGACUACAGCAGGCAAUAAAACUGGUACAAACAUGCUUUUUCCCUCUUCCUCCUGUCUGUGGUCUUCCUGCCCUACUAUCCAGAUGGAAGCUCUUCCUCCAUCCUGCACCAGCUGCCUGUCAUCUUCAAUCCCUCCCUGGGAAGGAAGCACUCAUGCCUCUCUGAUUGUAUGUGCUUGCAAUACAGCUGUUCCUUUCAUUUUCCUAUCAGAUAGAAUCUAUGAAACAAGAGGUUGGCCAGAAGCCUCUGGAUGGGCAGGAGAAGCUCCAUCAGCUGUGGGUGGACUGGUGCCUGACCCAACCCAAAGGAAACCAAGUUAAAACUGCCUCCCAAGCAGAGGUAUCCCUAGAAGGGCUCUGGUGGAUGGUGUUCAGCUCACCUGCUCCAGUAACUGAGCUAUAUCUCUUUCCCAGCAGGUAGAGUCACGGACUCUAGCUAUGCUGCAUAUCAUCACCCAGCAGCUACAACCUGUUUAUGAGAAUCUGAAAGCCAGCAUCCAAGGCCUCCCCAGCAACAUCCAAGAAGCUGUGUAUCAGGCUGCUCGAAAUAUCCACAAGCUCUAUAGUUCUUUUUCCAGUGCUAUGUCUUUCCAGGACCUCUCCAGCACCACCCUGACCCAAAGCCAGGACCACGUGACAGAAGCCCGAAGGUCCUUAGAUGACCUGUUUGAGUAUGUAACUCAGAACAUCCCUCUAAACUGGCUUGUGGGUCCCUUCAGGGCAAUAGCUGAAGUGUCACAGCAUAACAGAAAGCAGAAGAAAAAUAUGGUGACUAAUAAUAAAUCACCUGUAUUGAAAAAGGCUCGGUCAUCAAAGGAGGUGGCCAAGACACCCAAAGAACCAAAAGGAGCACAGAAGAUCCCAGGGCAAAGGUGUGAAGUGCUAGAGAAGCUGGGAGAGAAGGCAGAGAAAGACACAGAGGUGGCACUGGCUGCAAAGGAGAUAAAAACUAAUGUACCAGGGGAGGAUCUCUGGAAAAAAUCUAGCUCUUCUGGCUAAGGCUCCCUAGCUAGAACAGCACUUUAUCUUUUAAUCUUGUGUGCAACUUCCAAUGGUGCCAAGAGUGCCUCCUACUCUCUCCCUGUCCCAGGCUGAGUUUACAGUAAGAUGUAGUUUGCAAGGAGGCUUGACAACCAAGGUGGGGUGAUUCCAUAUCUUGAGUUACUAUUUUUUAAAUCAUGCUGCUGCACUAAAAGGGAGAUGGGGACCUGUACUUCAGCUUUUUAAGUCAGCCCUGCUGUAUGUAUGAAUGACUCACUCUUGCUUACACAAGUUGUGAAAGAGAAGUGGUCUCAAAUUAUUUUUAAUGUUGGAUUUGUUUUUAAUUCAUUCAAACUGCAGAGACCUUGAGGGGAUGAUGGGCUUGACCUUUGAUACUGUUUCCCUUCUCCUACGAGUUUAAAAAUGUGUUGCAGAAAGGAAGUUGUCUGCCUGUUGUGCUUCUGGUCAGGCUCAGCCCUGCAGCAGUCCAGGAACAGCUGCGGGCAAGAGGCUGCUUCUCAAAAAGACACUUCUCUUUAUGGAUCAGCCAACACUUUUUCUUUCACAAACACUUAGCAAGGUGGGAUUUCUUUUAAGCAUGCCAGUUUGCAGUGGGAUUAUCUUUCCUAGUCAUCUACGUGACUUCAGGGAUCAUCUGUUUGUGUGCAAGUAACUCCAUGCAUGAAACCUUUUUGCAGCCAUUAAGCAGCUGGCAAAUGAGGCAGGAGUUACUCUGCCAUGGUAAUAGGAGAUCCUAUUAUUAAAAUAGGGGAGACAGGUGUUGGUUAUUUUCCCAGCAAACAAUGCUUUGUAACCAUUCCUAAUGUAACUUAUUUUGGUAAUUUAUGUCCUGGCAUGGUCCUUGCGCUAAGGCUGGAAUAAUGGCAAGCAGACUUCAGAAUAAAGCGUGACCUGUGUUCAAAGAACUGUGUCUCGUGUGUGCAUCUAAAGCUGCAGUGUUAUGUUGUCCCUUUAGCCUGAGCUGGUGAGAAGCUUGUAUUUCACAAAUCACUUC